Molecule: messenger RNA, 2906 nt
Organism: Amphibalanus amphitrite
Lineage: Eukaryota; Metazoa; Arthropoda; Thecostraca; Balanomorpha; Balanidae
Product: lectin BRA-3-like
Exons: 4
Coding region: 2149-2748 (199 amino acids)
Molecular function (GO): signaling receptor activity
Source: RefSeq, a predicted model, not a curated record
GAUAACAGUUUUGUAGCGCCGCUUUUUGUCUACUAGACCAUAUAAAGAACUUUGAAAUUGCUUGAUAACUGUAGAUUUGGUGAGCGUUUCAAGAUUGCAUGUUUUUUGCUCAUUUUUGCUCGAACAUGACCUCAGUUUGACCUCAAUAACUCCUGACCUAAGGUGACCUAAGACUUGAAAUUUGGUGUGAAGGUGUCAAAUUGAUGCCCGGGAAGGUACUGAAAAUUUGGCGGUGCUGCGCGCCGCCGUUUUCUUGCUAUUCAGGAAAAACCACAGGGGGGGGGCAAAAUGGCCCCCCCCCAACGGGGCGAGGGUUAAUUCGCUUACUGUGCAAGAAGAUAGGAAAACGAGGCCAUUGUGUUUUCCCUAUGGCAUUUUACGAGAAAACGACAAAUAUUAAAUUCGUCAGCUGAUAGCCCUGUACCAACCAUUUCCCUUAUCUUAUAAGCGACAAAAUGCAAUUAAUUUCCAAUGUUUUCAUCCCUAAUGAGACGAUAGCAUUUCAAGAUAAACCACUCAUAAUAUCAACCGUCAUUUUGCGCCUAUACGCUGUAGUUUUUGUAGUUAUUUAGGCGACUCGGAAACGUGGGCCAAUCUCCCUGAAAAUGGCAGCUAUGCACGCUAGUGGCAAUCUGAAUACGCGUAAGCGAAUCUUCCAUGCAAAACAUAUAUAAUGAUCAUGACCUUAGUGGACUGUGAUGCGCCGGCAGUUCUUACGUGCCUUUGGAUAACAAGCACUUCAUCAUAUGCAUCGCUUCCAGGCAAACAUUAGCGCAAGCCAUAAAUCAAGAAGACAAACAACCAUUGAAAGGGUUAUUGGUGUAACAAAAAAUUACAUCAAAUAAUCCCGGCCUGCACUUUCUAUAUCGUUGCUCCUAUAUGCUUAGACAAAUGGUUAUAUGCUUGUAUUGUAAAUGUAUAUGCGUGUAUAUGCUUAGGCAAAUACCGACACUGCGAUACUCUUAGAAGCAAAAGCAAUUACGAUUAGUCAUUCGCCGCAAUCAAACACUUCAAUCAAAAUGACAGCUACGUCGCUGCUAAAAGCAGCUCAACUUCGGGUUGCACUUUGCAGUGACUUCAAAAACCACACCAAUACACCACUUUGGCUUCACUAACCUCACCAACUCGCUCACUAACCACCUCUGACACCAACCCCUUACUUACCCCACGAGCCACGAGCGGCGACCACCAGCGCCCCAGCUGGGUCACCGGCAGACUGACGAGUGCAGCGCGGUCGAUCGUGUGAGCGUCAGUACUCAGUGCAUAUCGACGCCAAUGAGCAGCACACCGGUGUGGGCUGUGAGCGUCCAACGUCCACCCUCGUGGGCAGGGCGCAUGGAACGGAUGGUUCCACUUUGGGCCGCCAGGGACAGGGAGUUGUGUUUUUGGAGGACAGGUGUAACACUAACGCAAACGUUACGAGCGAUCAACGAUGUGUACCUCGCGAGCCUGAAUUGGAUUUCAUCUGCUAUCUAGCCGAAAAGGCAAAAAAUAUUGUAGCUCAUGUUGAAAAUAAAAUUAAAAAAUACUCAUUUUAAUAAAUCCUGUACAUUCUUUGCUCUUUGCUCCCCCUACAUGUUUUUCUCUCUCUCCCUCUCUCUCCCCCUCUCUCUCCCUCCCUGUAAUCUUCCCAGUCCGUCCGACAGAGACAUAAUCUCAAUCGAUUCGGAUAGAUGAAAAACUCCUGGGCUGGGCGAGAACACACACAGAGGCUUCCCUCUCCAGCAACGUAGUUACCCCUUAUUUGUUUCGAAGUAGUGAGUAAAAUAUUCUUGGCUAGGACAAUUGAACUAAACCUGCUCCCAAACUUCAAUGGUGCAGUGAAUAAUUGUAACUCUCCGAUUACGUUCGAUAGAUAUUCAUCCAGUUUUUACCCCGCAGAAAUUAUCACUGGGUAGAUUUUUCCGAGCUAGCUACUCCGAACUCACAACCCUCCCUCACUAGCUCUUCAUCCCUCCUCUCUCUCUCUCUCUCUCUCUCUCUCUCUCUCUCUCUCUCUCUCUCACUCUCUCUCUCUCUCUCUCUCCCUCUCUCUCUCUCAUCCUCUCUUUCUAUGAGUCUCCUCUCCCUUCUCGUUUCACCUCUCCCUAUGUAGCAUUGUCAACCUCUCUGCCUCCCUGCGGCAAGGUCGCUCCCCUGCCCGGUGUGAUGCCCCUGCUAUCUAACAGAUUCUAUCGCGUCGGGACGCCCCCCCCCCCGGCUGGUUCUCACACCUGCCGGCUCUCAGUACUCAUCACAGAGUCUCUCACUGCUCACCAUGGUGCCUCUCCGGUCUCUUACGCUCUCACCAAUAACCCAGCUAAUAUCAGCCCUGCUAGUUACGCUACCGACCGGUGGUCUUGGUUUAUGCCCCGACGACUGGCUGGAAUAUGGAUAUGGCAGCAGCUGGAAUAUGGCAGCUGCUACUAUGGAUCCAACUCAAACUUCUCAUGGCAUGGCGCCAGGCAGAUUUGUGAGGAGAUGCAGUGGGGCGCUCAUCUGACCUCCAUCACUACCGAGGAUGAGAACACCUUCAUCAACAGUCAGUUCGGCCAUCUUCAGCCGUGGAUCGGACUGAACGAUGUGGAUACAGAGGGUGACUGGAAGUGGGCCAACGGUGAAUCCUUGGUGUACACGAACUGGGAUGCCGGACAACCUGACAACACGGAUUGUGAUUGUGCCUACAUCUGGAAAACCGAGGGGGGAGCCUGGGACGAUACCUACUGCAACGUGGCCUUCCACUUUGUCUGCGAACUCACCGCUCUCUAAGCAAAUGCAUCCGUCCACAUGGGUACAAAAUUAAUAUCGAAAAGCAACAUUGCCGUUUUAUCUAUAAAAAGUGUUGUCUUGCAAUUUUAUACGAGUUUUUCUCGAAUACUUUCGAUUCGAGUGUCUGCACUGGAAUAAAUAAAGGUAUUUAUUUCGAA